Messenger RNA from Pyrenophora tritici-repentis Pt-1C-BFP, 1377 nucleotides. RefSeq names its product cytochrome b-c1 complex subunit 2, mitochondrial precursor. Gene Ontology annotation, cellular component: mitochondrion. Gene Ontology annotation, molecular function: metal ion binding. The record is from RefSeq and is a predicted model, not a curated record. Lineage: Eukaryota; Fungi; Ascomycota; Dothideomycetes; Pleosporales; Pleosporaceae.
AUGCUCUCCCGAACGACCGCCUGCCGGGGCGCGCAGCGUGCAGCCCGCCAGCAGGUCGUCCGCCCUAGUCAACGUCGCGGCCUCGCUGCCCCGGCCUCAGGCUCCUUCCAGUACCAAUCCGGCGAGGCAAAGGGCGUCAAGUACGCCAGCAGAGACUUUACCGGUCCUACCACGACACUCGCAUUGGUCGCCAAGGCCGGUACGAGAUAUCAGCCACUGCCUGGCCUGACCGAGGGCCUGGCCAACUUUGCUUUCCGGGGCACUGAGAGACGGUCAACAUUGCGCAUUGUCCGCGAAUCUGAACUGCUGGGAGCUAGCCUCAACGCCCACCACUCGCGCGAGAACCUGGUGCUCGAGGCAAAGUUUCUCCGCGAUGACCUCCCCUACUUUGUCGAGCUCCUCGGCGAGGUAGCCAGCUCUACCAAGUACCAGCCCCACGUAUACGCCGAAGAGGUUCUGCCCAUGAUUCACUUUGCUCACAAGCGCUUCCUCGCCAGCGUGACCGACAUGGCCACCCAAUCCGCCCACAGCCUCGCUUUCCACCGCGGUCUGGGUGUCCCUACCGCUUCCGCCGCGCCUACCCCAUACACCAAGUACCUUGACGCCGAGACGAUUGAGUACUACUCCAAGAUCGCCUAUGCCAAGCCCAACUUUGCUGUUGUAGCCAACGGUGCCGACCACGGCGAGUUCUCCAAGUGGGUUAGCGAGUUCUUCGACGACGUUCCCAGCUCCGCUCUCGACGAGUCAAAGACUGGCGCCGACCAGAGCAAGUACUACGGUGGUGAGGAGCGUAUUGCCCACGACAGCGGAAACGCCAUGGUCAUUGCCUUCCCCGGCUCCAGCUCGUUCACCGGAAAGUUCUACAAGCCCGAAAUUGCCGUCCUCAGCUCCCUUCUCGGUGGUGAAUCAGCCGUCAAGUGGUCGUCAGGCUUCACCAAGCUCGGUCAGGCUGCCGCUCCUGGUGCCAAGGUCAAGACCACCAGCGCCAUCUACUCUGACGCCGGUCUUCUUUACACCACCAUCACCGGUUCCGCCAAGGCCGUUGCCCAAACCGCCAAGGCCGCCGUUGAGGCCAUCCAAAAGAUUGCUGCUGGUGAGAUUUCAAGUGAAGAGGUUUCCAAGGCAAAGGCCGCGGCCAAGUUCAAGGAGCUCGAGCACGGCCAGGACAUUCGUGCUGGCCUCGAACUUACCGGCAAUGGUUUGAUCCACAACACUCAACCCUACCAAAUUGACGAGGUUGCCAAGAAGAUUGACAGUGUCUCAGAAGAGUCGCUCAAGAAGGCUGCCAAGGAACUACUGGAGAACAGGGCCUCAGUAUCGUCUGUUGGUGACCUCUUCGUCCUACCUUAUGCUGAAGAUCUCGGCCUUAAGGCGUAA